GAGGCCUUGGAUAUCGCAAGUAAAGUGGAGAGUGUGUUUCAACAAAAUUCAUGCAGCAAACCAUUAGUGCCCUCGCAGCUAACGAAACAUCGAGAAGUACAAUUGCCUGAUGGUAAGGAUUUCUCUUAACUCUUAAGCGGUUGCAUGUGAGACAAAUUUGUGGGAUAGUUUAAAGGUGAUCUACAGUCCGAUCUGCGCAUGUGCACAAAUGAGCCCACUUUUUAUGAUACAAACAGUUUAACUAUGUUUUGAGUUCUUGAAAAGCCUGAUUGUUGUUUCUUGAUCAUUUAUUAUACUCUAGAAGCUUGAAAAUAUAAAUAGUUGUCGAAUAAAGCUCAAUAUUUUGGACACAAAAAUGUAAACAAAGGCUUUGUUUACAUACGGACUGUAGAUCACCUUUAAUCAUGGUGCUGUAUUAUAAGAUAAUAAUAUUGUUAGUUCAUGCAUGCCUUGUUUAAGUGCAUGUUAUUUUGUUAUCAUUUAGUUUUGUAAUUUUUGUCUUUAUAUAUAUUCAGGGGCAAAUUUACUUUUUGAAGUUGAAAAUGAAGUCCAUAAAAGCUGUUGUUUAGAAAUAUAUUAUCAGGUAAAAUAAAUAUUUUAGAAAUAUUAUUCUUUUAUAAUUUAUUGAUAGAUAGAUUGAUUGAUUCAUAGUCGAGUUAGGUGGUCGAUUGAUUGAUAAAUAGCCUUAUUGUUUUAUGGAUAAUUAACGUAGCUAUAUUUUUUUACGCCAGUGACCUCUCUCUAAUAAUAUAUCUGGAGCAAAAACGUCAGUCAUUUAGUCUAUAAGAAAAGCGAAGCCUGCUGGUGGAAUUGACAUCCAAUAGCUAUUUAGAUUGUGAACAAUUUUAAAACCAUUUUGCCCAGCUAAGUCCAGUUUUUUCCAACGGAAUGUAUCGCUAAUCAAGUUAUUAUAGGUCAUAAAACCAUAGCGCUAUUCUUUGAAUCGAAGUCAAAAUACGAAAUUUCGGCCACUCCUUGCAGACCGUGCAGACAAAAACGAUAGAAAGGGACUGAAACUGACGUCCAAUACGCUCCAUCUUUGGCUUCACUUUUUGAACUGGAGUUCUCACUCCAGAUAUAUAGAGAGAGCUCACCGGCUUACUCCACUUGUUCCUUUCAGUGUGAACUACAGACUCUGGAAGGCAAUAUGCUUCUCGAAUUGUUCAGUAAAAUUAUAGCAGAGUCAUGCUUUGAUAUUUUACGUACUAAGGAACAAUUAGGUACGUAAGGUCACUUACUGCAUAGUCAUGUUAGACUUAUGAUUUGAUUUCUUAUUUUCCUGGGCUAUAAGCACAUACCAAUGGACCAUUAUGCAUUUUUCGAUGCUCUUUUGAGCGAUUGUAUACAUUAGUCAACAAUUAUCUAAUUCGUUUUUGUGAACGAUUGCUUAGGUUAUAUAGUUGUGAGCGGUGUUCGAAGAGCUAAUGGUGUACAG
Paramuricea clavata is the source of this 1435-nucleotide messenger RNA. The record is from the annotation of a GenBank genome assembly. NCBI's taxonomy places the organism in Eukaryota, Metazoa, Cnidaria, Anthozoa, Malacalcyonacea, Plexauridae.